AUGUGUAGACAAGCAAGUUGUCCGACCUGCCAGAAGGAAACCUGGUUUGGCUGCGGUCAACAUUUACCAUCCGUCUUCUCCUCCAUUUCAGCCGAUCAAAAAUGCACCUGCGUACCGAAGUUUGAGAAGGACGGAGUGGAAUAUCCCCCAAAAGUUGGCACCGGAAAAGCACAGGAUUCCGAUAAUAGUGCCUGUCGGUUUAGGGGUUCUGAUUUGGAUUUGGUGGUCAUAAAUGGCUCAGGAGGUAUUGAAAGAACUCUUGGUUUCACACUUGACCACGAUCUUACAAAGAAUCUUACCAGAAACCAACUUGAAGACGACUUGAUCAUUGAUCUUAGUCAGCCUCUUGGAGAAAAGAUUUGGAUCGAUGUCGGCGGAGAAUCUUUCCACAUCCACGAGGAUUUGUUGCGCAAAGACAUGAAUUUCAUUGACAUUCUUAAAUAUGGUUCGUUCGUAAAAAACGAAACACCUGAAAUGUUCGAAAUCUUCGCCCAAUGGCUCUACACACGACAUUUCAUCAGGCAACCAACGAUCAAAGUAGCUCUAGAGCUAUGGUUUUUUGCCAGGAAGAUUUCGUGUCAGAAACUCCAAAACUUUACUAUGGAUUUUAUUCAGGAUUCCUACCGUUGGGUCGACGAGAUGAUGGAAACGGAAGAGCUGAGAUAUGUUUUUGAAGCGACCAAAGAUGACACGGACAUUGGUCCUUUGGAGAAAUUCUGUGUUGUUUUGCUUCACUACCAUACUACUCACGUCGAUCACUAUUGCGUUCGCAAUAUUCUUUUGGAAGUCCCGGCUGCCGUCGGCCCAUACCUUCUUUAUGAAGCUGAAUGCUAUGACCGUCGCAAAUUUCAUGAUUGCGAUCCCAGUGUCCGAACCGAAGGCAAUCUAUGCGAGUUUCACUCCCACGACAAGGGCAGCAUCGUUCUCGAGCCCUGUAAAUCGGAACCCAAUAAGCCUUAG
Messenger RNA from Sclerotinia borealis F-4128, 960 nucleotides. NCBI's taxonomy places the organism in Eukaryota, Fungi, Ascomycota, Leotiomycetes, Helotiales, Sclerotiniaceae. The record is from the annotation of a GenBank genome assembly.